CUCCAGAAGAGUCGGAGUGGCCGGGCGGUUUGUGGCCAUCCUUCUGCUUCCGCGGGCUUCAGCGGGCCACGGGAACGUGAAACAAAAAAGACUCUGGACGAUAAGCCGGCCCUAGGGAAGUGGUGCAGGCCUCCGGGGUCCACGCAUCGAAACAGCUGGAGCGCCGGAUGUCUUGGGACGUCCGUGGCCAGUUCGGCCGAGGCUAUUUUUGUAUGGCUAGAGCACGCUCGUGCGCAUGGCACGGGACGCUUCUUUUUGUCGUUUGCUUCUUGGCGUGCGUAAUCUCGGUAUUUUUGUUUCUCCCUCGUCGGGCCUUCAGUGCAACUGGUACGAGUCAUCGCGCGAAAUGGUAUUUGAGGGAGCCAGGCACCGACUGCGCGGUCCCAUUCGUUGCUGCCGACGGUGUUUUACGUCCAGGUGAGGCUGCUCAGCUACAUGCGGCAUAUUCGGGCCGAAGUGAAGGAGAAUUCUGGUUCGGGCGAAGCGAUGAGCCCCGAGACAUUCUGGAGGAGGCAAUUCAUCGUUUGCUUGUAUACGAUUUGCAGCAUAUUCUUCCAGGAGGUGUUGCCGCGACUGUGGCUGGUGUGUCCUGGCGCAUCAUCUACCUCAACAAUUCACGACCCCAGCACACUUUUCAUUUCGACAGCGACGAAGCCACGGACUAUGCCAUGGAGGAUAUUCCUUUGAUACAUCCUCUGCUCUCCACUGUUACCUAUCUGAGUGAUCUUGGCGGACCUACUGUUCUGAUGAACUACACGAUGGCCGACCCAGAGGACCCGCUCAAACUGCCUUCGAACAUGUGGUUGGUCAUGCCUCGAGCGGGCAAGCAUCUGGCGUUCGAUCCUCGCCUGCUCCACGGCGUCUUGAGCGCCCUGCGCAGCCCGUGCGUCUCCUCGCUCGCUGGCUGCGCUGGAUCCUCCCGCGAUAGCCGCUUCGUGCUGGGAAUGAACUUCUGGGAGGUUCGUAGUGCCGAAAGUCGACCGAAUGAGUACAGACCAGGCAGCCUGCGACACUUCUCUGCAGCCGGGAGUGCCAGCGAGGCAGAGUCAGAGGUCCGGGUGCCCACAAUGUGUGGUGCUGCGGGCGGGCAGGACCGACGAGUCAUUUCUGCGAGCCCUGGUGAGAACGUGCAACGUUUCGAGCUGCAAACGUUCGGGUUCGGUAAAGAUGUUAGAGAGUUGUGGCACCCAAUGGAUAUUUUCUUGAAAGUUCCUCGUUUGCAGCUACUCGAUUUCGAACAUGCUGAACGGGGGGGUACAUACGAUUACACCCUCGAUGCGUCGGCUAUUGAGUAUGUUUAUGAUCACCCAGGUCGCAAGGUCCAAGCAGCACGGACUAAUUUUGAUAAGGUUGCCCACGCAAUCGCUGUAAAGAUGCUGAGGAACCGAUGUGAGCUGUUCGAGCUUAACGCUUCUGCAAUGAAUCCACCAGGCGCCGUGAAGUUCUGCAGCCGUGCUGAUGAGCUCUAGUAAUGUUUAUCUGCGGGUUCUGCAUCCUGUGUACCUUUUUGCGUUACCACGCCAUCGAGAGCAACUUAACGACUGAUUUCGCCGACGAGGAUCAUAAUCAGUGAUAGACACGGGCAGGAAGCAGCAGGGAAGCGUCUGAAAGGAAUGUUCGGCGACGAAGCAGGCAUGGCAACAGGGGCCGAUAUUGGCUCAGGGAUCGCUUCAUAUGUUCCUUUAUACGGACUGCUUAGAGGCCCCACACUCGGCGAUGCUGGGUCUCGGGGGAGGCCUCGCGGGAAGUGGGUGGUAUUCCGUAGGGAUUUCUCCCUGAAGGCCGGCCUCCCUUAAAGUGGGUACGACUUGGGCUCGGGAGGAGGCCAGCCUUCCUUCCCCCCACCCGGGAGAGGACCUAUUGAAGCCAACGGAAGAUGGCCACCCA
Molecule: messenger RNA, 1887 nt
Organism: Prorocentrum cordatum
Lineage: Eukaryota; Dinophyceae; Prorocentrales; Prorocentraceae
Source: the annotation of a GenBank genome assembly